This is a messenger RNA of Brienomyrus brachyistius, 1504 nucleotides long. RefSeq names its product troponin T2c, cardiac (gene tnnt2c). Gene Ontology annotation, cellular component: troponin complex. The record is from RefSeq and is a predicted model, not a curated record. The transcript has a single exon. Gene Ontology annotation, molecular function: tropomyosin binding; troponin C binding; troponin I binding. Gene Ontology annotation, biological process: regulation of muscle contraction; cardiac muscle contraction; sarcomere organization. NCBI's taxonomy places the organism in Eukaryota, Metazoa, Chordata, Actinopteri, Osteoglossiformes, Mormyridae. Bases 241 to 1107 code for a protein of 288 amino acids.
GGAAUGCUUGGUGGAAACUCCAGGGUUGAGGUCUCAAGGGGGAGAGAGCAUCCAGAAGGUAGAAAAUAGACACGCGUCCAUCUGUCCAAAAGGCUCCUUCACCAGAGAUCAUGUGACCAAGGUCUGACUUUAAAUUCUUGGAUCUUUUCCUGACUUUGUUCUUCCUACUUGUGCAGGCACCACUGCACAACUUAACCCGCUCAACUCUGAUCUGAUUGGACCAACUGAGGCACGAAGAUCAUGUCAGACACAGAGGAAAUUGUAGACGAAUAUGAAGAUGAGGAGGAAGACCAGGAGGAAAUAGAGGAAGACAAUCAGGCGGAGGAGGAAGAGUGGGAUGAGGAACCAGAGGAAGUCACAGAGGACAGCCAAGAGGUAGCAGAUGAGGAAGGGGAGGAAGAGGAUGAGGGAAAGCGAGAGGAAGACACGAAACCAAGGCCCAAGUCGUAUAUGUCUAGUAUCAUACCCCCCAAACUUCCGGAUGGUGAGAAGCUAGACUUCGACGACCUCCAUCGCAAACGUCUGGAGAAGGACUUCAAUGAGCUACAGAGCCUCAUAGAGAUGCACUUCCUGAGUCGGCAAAAGGAGGAGGAGGAGCUCGUGGCCCUGCGGAGCAGGAUCGAGCGCCGGCGCGCCGACCGUGCCGAGCAGCACCGUGUCCGGGCAGAGAGGGAGAAGGAGAGGCAGACGAGGUUGGCUGAAGAGAAGCAGCGCCGGGAGGAGGAGGUGGCCAAACUCCGGGCCGAGGAGGACGCCAAGAAGAAAAAGGUGUUCUCCAACAAGGCCUUUGGCGGCUAUCUGCAGAAGGUGGAGAAGAAGACAGGCAAGAAGCUAACAGAAAGGGAGAAAAAGACCAAGGUCCUGAUGGAGAGACGGAAGCCUCUGAACAUUGACCAUCUCAAUCAGGAGAAGCUGGCUGAGAAGGUGAUGGACUUCUGGCAGUGGAUGCACCAACUGUAUGCUGAGAAGUUUGAUCUGUUGGAGACGAUUAAGAGGCAGAAGUAUGAUAUUCACGUCCUUCGGAACCGUGUUAGCGACCACCAAAGAUUCUCAAAGACCGCCAAGGGCUCCCGUGCAGCCAAAGGUAAAUCAGGCUCUUGGAAGUGACUGCCUCACUUUGGUUCUCCUGCAGAACAAAUCAGACUUCACAAAGGGCUACUUUCACAACAUUUGAAAAGACCUCCGGGCUGAUCAAUGAAGAAACAGAUUAUCUACAUCUAGGAAAAAGAUGCACAUUAAAGAUGUUUUUUAGAAAUGUUCCAAAACAAUAUUCUAGAGAUGUUCUUCAAGUGUUGAUAUGAGAAUGUUCCAGGUGCGAUUUGCUAAUGAGCCGGUACCAAUGUAAUUAAAAGUAAACACAUUAACCUUUCAAGCAGAGUUUUUAACAAGUAUCAAGAACAUCAGGCCCUUUCGAGUUUUAUUACCCAACAUAUGUUUAAUAUAUUGCCUUUGCUGUGGAAAUCUUUUGGAGGAUGGAAAAAGAGUAAAAUGCAAUUAUCAACCA